UUAUGGACCUUAAGGGUCUUCAUCUUCUGUCUCUUCUACUGCUGUCCCAAGGAAUUCAACUUGCUCAAGGAAGUUGUGGCAGUGCAGAGUUUCAAUGCACUAGUGGACAGUGCAUCGACAUAGCCUGGAGGUGUGAUGGGACAAAAGACUGCACAGAUGACUCAGAUGAGCUGAACUGUCCACCCCCAUCAUGUACCUCACAGGAAUUUAAGUGUGUGACAAGUGGUGAAUGCAUUUCUUUGGGAUUUGUCUGCGAUGGGGAAGAAGACUGCAUCGAUGGCUCAGAUGAACAAAGAACCUGUGGGGGACGGACCUGCAGUCCAGAUCAGUUCACCUGCCAAGAGGGCCAGUGUAUCCCUGGGAAAUACAGAUGUGACCAUGUAAAGGACUGCUUGGACAACUCUGAUGAGAACAACUGCAACUAUCCAAGUUGCACUGAGAAGACGUGUGCUAAUGGUGCCUGUUACAACAACUCUCAGCACUGCAAUGGGCUACAGGACUGCAGAGAUGGCUCAGAUGAAUUCAACUGCACAACACAGCACUGUCCCAUACAUCAGUUUGAGUGUGCAAACGGCUACUGUGUUCCACAGUCCUUUGUGUGUGACCACUGGGAUGACUGUGGGGACAACAGUGAUGAGCAAGGCUGUGUGUACCAGAGCUGUAAGGGCAACGAGUUCACAUGUUCCAGCGGACGUUGUAUUCCUCAGCGCUGGGUGUGUGACCACUUCAACGACUGUGGGGACUACAGCGAUGAGAGAGGAUGUGAUAGUAACUCCAGAGACUGUUACCCUGGUGAGUGGGGAUGCCCUGGCUCGACAUUAUGUAUACCACUCGCAAAAGUAUGCGACGGCAAACCCGACUGUCCUGGAGGAAGAGAUGAAACCAACUCCACAGCACAGCAAACCUGCAGCCUGGAGCAGUGCUCCACCUUGAGCUGCGAGUACCGCUGCCACAUGUCUCCUGAGGGAGGUACUUGCUACUGUCCUGAUGGUUUCACUGUGGCCAAUGACAGCCGGUCCUGUGUAGACUAUAAUGACUGUCAGAUCUGGGGGAUCUGCGACCACCUGUGUGAGGACCGUCCUGGGACACACCACUGUAGCUGUGCUGAUGGAUACUUCUUGGAGCAGGGUCAUAUGUGCAAAGCCAAUGUUUCAGCUGGACUACCGCAGCUCAUUUUCACCAAUGGAGGUGAAGUGAUGAUGGCUGACAUACACGGGCGAUUUGUCAGAACUCUGGUGCCAGCCCAGGGCAGAGGUUCUGCUGUGGGGGUGGCAUACCAUUGGCACAGUGACACAAUCUUCUGGAGUGAUACAUACACCAAAAAGGUUUACUCUGCCAACUACAAUGGGGGUAACAUUAAGGAGAUUUUGACUGCUGCAGUCCGCAAUGUCCAGAACCUUGCUGUGGACUGGGUCAACUUCAAACUCUAUGUCUUAGAGGCCAUGGUGGAGCGUAUCGACAUGUGCGACUUUGAUGGAGGGAAUCGGGUCACACUGGUGGCUGAAAACCUGCAGACUCCUCAUGGCCUCGCCCUGGACUCUACAGUGGGCUACAUGUUCUUCACAGACAAGGGCCUUUCAAAUGAGCAGAUGAAGCUUGAACGUGCCUUCAUGGAUGGCAGUAAUCGCCUUGAGCUGGUGAAGAACAGACUCGGCACUCCAACAGGAAUCACCCUAGAUAUUGUCACGCAGAGGGUCUAUUGGUCUGACAGCCACUUUGACACAGUGGAGACGGUCACCUACACAGGUUUGGACAGGAAAAUAGUCCUGAAUGGUGCCACCCAGUCGCCACAUCCUUUUGGAAUCUCUGUGUUUGAAAACCACGUCUUCUUCACUGACUGGACCAAGAUGGGUGUGGUGAGGACCAAUCGCUUCAACGGCAGCAACCCAGUACUUCUCUAUCGUACAGCAAAGCGCCCGGGCCAUGUUACAGUCUCACACCCUGUCCUGCAACCUGUCGUGAUGAACCCUUGCGGCAGACACAACGGUGGCUGCCAGCACAUCUGUGUAUUGAGUCACCGCUCCGACAAUGAUGGCCUGGGCUUCCGCUGCAAGUGUCGCCAUGGUUACGACCUCCAGGCUGACCGUCGGACUUGCUUCAAGGUGAAGGACUUCUUAUUGAUGGCCACCUCUCUGGGUGUGCGGGGAAUCCCACUCAACUUGUCCCUCCAGGAGGACAUCACCCUUCCUCUAUCGGGGCUCGGGGCGUCUUUCUCUGGUUCUGCUGUGGAGUUUGACGCCAACGAAGAAGCCAUUUUCUACAACGACAGGUCCAGAGGCCUCGUCUAUAAAUCCAACCUCAAUGGCUCUGUCCAACAGAUUCUGACAGGCUACAGAGUGGGAAUGAUUGACGCCAUGGCUUACGACUGGACCUCCAAAGUCUUGUUCUGGAUCACAAGCAGCUACAAGUCAGUGGCAGCCUUCAGAGUCGCAGACAAAUCCAGACGAGACAUCGUGACGGGAUUGAGGAACCCAAAAGGACUUGCAAUACAUCCUAGCGCGGGCUACUUGUUUUGGGCCGACUGGUUCCGUCCGGCAGUCAUUAUGAGAGCCUUCACUGAUGGCAGCAAUGCUGUUCCUCUGGUCAACACAACACUGGGAUGGCCUUACGGACUUGCUGUUGAUUAUGUCAUGGACAGGGUGUACUGGGUGGAUUACCAGUUGGAUCAGAUCGGUCACAUCGGUAUUCAAGGAUAUGACAGACAGACGUUUACCAAUCUUGGUCAGAUCACUCAACCCUACUCUCUAACAGUUUAUACAGACUUCCUGUACGUAGCUGAUACAAGGACCAGAGCAGUUUUCGAAAUGAGGAAGAGAGAUGGAGGAGGAAACUAUAUGAUCCGACAAGGAAUCACUGGCAUCAUGAAUCUCAAGGCCUACGUAACCGACCUCCACACGUAUACCAGCCGGUGUAAUAUGUUGCCCAACGGGCAAUGCAGCCACUUCUGUUUCCCGACUCCCUCCUUCAGUCGAGUGUGUGGCUGUCCGUACGGCAUGAAACUUCAGCCCAAUCAGAGGGACUGCAUCAAGGACGAUUCUGUCCCUCCACCUGACAACUGUGGCAACUACGCAUUCGAGUGUGAUGAAGGACGCUGCAGGCCCAACUCCUUCCGCUGUGAUGGAAUCAUCGACUGCGUAGAUAAGACUGAUGAAGCCAACUGCACUGACACAGGAGCGACGUGCUCUUCGUUUGCGUUCACCUGCGACAACAAACACUGCAUCAUGUCCAGUUGGCGCUGCGAUGGCAUGGACGACUGCGGCGACGGUUCUGAUGAAAUGAACUGUCCCACUAAAGUGCCCACCACCUGUGCCUCCAACUACUUCACCUGUGAUAACAACAGGUGCAUCUCCAAAGCAUGGCUGUGUGACGGUGACAAUGACUGCGGCGAUGGCUCUGAUGAACACAACUGCAAUUCAACCAUCACUACAUGCCCUCCGUCUUACUUCCUGUGUCCCGACCACCGCUGUCUGUACAUCUCCUACGUGUGCGAUGGAGACCAGGACUGCCUGGACGGCUCUGAUGAGAAAGACUGCGAGUUCUCCUGUGCCUCCUAUGAGUUUGCCUGUGCCAGUGGGGACCAGUGUGUCAAUUCAAGAUAUCGGUGUGAUGGAGUGUUUGACUGCAGGGACCAUUCUGAUGAACGAGACUGUCCUACUCGAGGUCCAGGCCUCUGCCACAAUGACGAGUUCCAGUGCCAGACUGACGGUUUCUGCAUACCAAACGAGUGGGAGUGUGACGGCCAUCCGGACUGUGAGGAUGGAUCUGACGAACACAACUCCUGCCCGCCCGUCACCUGCAGACCCAACUAUUUCCAGUGUGCUAACAAGCUGUGCGUCCCAAGAAGCUGGUUGUGUGACGGCGACAAUGACUGCCGGGAUAUGAGCGAUGAACAGAACUGCCCCACACCUCCGUUUCGUUGUCCCUCUGACCAGUGGCAGUGCCCCACCGACCAGCUGUGCAUUGACCUGGACAAGGUGUGCAAUGGCCAGAGGGACUGCCCCAAUGGAGCAGACGAGUCACCUAUCUGCAACCAAGAUGACUGUGCGCUGAACAACGGCGGCUGCAGUCACGGCUGUGUCCAAGGACCUUAUGGGGCUCAGUGUACCUGUCCGUCAGGAUUUCAGCUCCUCAAUGACUCCAAGACCUGUGAUGACAUCGACGAGUGUCUGAUUCUAGGCUUCUGCAGCCAACAGUGCUACAACGAGCGGGGAAGCUUCAGGUGCUACUGCUCAGAUGGUUACCUACUAGAGCCUGAUGGACGCACCUGCAAAGCUACAGACCCAUUAGCAGCUGUGCUUCUGGUUGCCAAGCGUAGCCAGAUCAUUGCCAACCGGAUAAACAUGCGACCACCCCAGAUGCGUCCGGUGAUCAGCGGCUCAAGCAUCGUGACUGUGGACUUUGAUCGUAUGACUUCUAGGAUCUACUGGGCUGAUGCCUCACAGAAGAAGAUAUGGAGUUCCUUUCAGAAUGGCACUGACAGACGGGAAGUGUUCUCCUCUGGACUCAUGGUACCAGAGAGUAUAGCUGUGGACUGGGUAGGUCGAAACCUCUACUGGACUGACUCUGUCUUGGAGAACAUUGAGGUCUCCACUCUGGACGGACGCUUUCGGAAAGUCCUCCUCACCAAGAAUGUCACCAGCCCCCGUGGACUUGUUUUAGACCCCCGUAACUACACCUACCUGAUGUUCUGGACAGACUGGGGUCAGAACCCCAGAAUCGAGCGGGCUAACAUGGAUGGAGCCGGCAGACAAGUCAUUGUCAGUACUAAGCUCUUCUGGCCCAACGGCCUGGCCUUGGACUACACCACACGCAGGGUCUACUUUGCUGACGCCUACCUCAAGUAUAUUGACUACUGCGACUACAAUGGCAAUAACCGCUAUCAGGUCAUGGCAAGUGACAUGAUUCUUCAGCACCCUCACGGUAUGACCAUUUUUGAGGACAACAUCUUCUGGUCAGAGCGCUACACCAGCAAGGUGAUGAGGACGAACAAGUUCCACGGUGGCAACAUCACCAUUCUAAUGAAAAAUAUCUAUCAGCCAAUGGGUAUCGUGAUGGACCAUCCCAUCAAACAGCCCACAGCCAUCAACCCAUGCAGAGAACACCCCUGCAGUCAGCUGUGCUUGCUGUCAGGCCUGAGACCGAGGUACUACACCUGCCACUGUCAGUCUGGCUGGAAACUGGAUGCUGACAGACGCACCUGUAUCAAAGAUGACACUCCCUUCUUGAUGGUGGUGAGAGAUUCAGUGAUUUUUGGCAUUCCUCUUGACCCCACUGACCCCUCUAACAAUGCAAUGGCCCCUGUGUCGGGCAUCAGCCAGGGACGGGACAUCGACUUUGAUGAUCAGCAGCAGCUUGUCUAUUGGGUGCAGAGCACUGGUUCGAUAUGGCAAGUGAAAACUAGUGGCACCAACAGGACUCAGUUUGCUCCAGCUGCUUUCAUGGGUUCACCGUCUGGUCUGGCUUUUGAUUGGAUAAGCCGAAUAAUGUAUUACACCAACCCCACUGUUAAAACCAUCGAGGUUAUCCGUGUCGAUGGAAACCAGCACUAUAGGAAGACCCUGAUCACCUCCACCGGUAAACCUGAAGGCGUAGGACAGCCCAUUGGAAUAACCCUGGAUCCAAUCCGAGGGAGAUUGUUUUGGACAGACAAAGGGUCAGACAAUGGAGUUCCUCCAAAGGUUGCAGGCGCUGACAUGGAUGGUGGAAAUGUCGUGAACCUCUACACAGGAAACUUGGCUAACAUAGGAUUCAUCACCGCUGACAUCUCUACUAUGAAACUGUACUGGGGCGUGGCGGGCUCAGGGGUGAUCGAGAGUGGCACCAUGGACGGAGUAACCCGGGUGACGGUGGUGAGUGGUCUGUCCCAUCCAUGGGGGCUGACAAUCCACCAGAACUACCUCUACUACACCGACCUGGACUACGAGGUCAUUGAGAGGGUGGACAAGGAAAGUGGCGCCAAUAUGGUGGUGAUGAGGAGCGGCAUGUCUGGCCUCCGUGCCCUCAAAGUGCACGCCAGAGACAACUCUGCAGGAACGAGCAACGCCUGCAGCUCCAACAACGGGGGCUGUCCCCACCUCUGUCUACCCAAGCCAAACAAUCAAAAGACCUGCACCUGCACCACAGGCUUUAACCCCUCUCAGGAUGGCACCCGCUGUGAACAGUUUGAGUCUUUCGCAAUUGUCUCCACAACCAAGUACAUCCGCGGCUUCCACAUAAACAGCUCGGAUCACUCUGAGGCUAUGGCGCCUGUCGGCGGACCUUCCUACUCCGUUAAGACCAAGUUAGACCUCCAUAUUGAAUCUGGCUUUGUGUACUGGACUGAUAACUACACCUCCACCACAUACAGGGGCAUCUUCAGGGCCAAUACAGAUGGAGGAUCUUACAGCACUGUUGUCAACUCAGGUGUUGGAAGAGGAGGCAUCCAGGGUCUCGCUGUAGACUGGGUUGCAGGCAACUUAUACUUCACCAAUGCGUUUGACAGUGAGACCUUCCUGGAGGUUCUUGCCAUCAACACCACCUACCGAAUGAUUCUCCUCAAGUCCAGCCAAGACCGGCCCCGUGACGUGGCUGUCAGCCCCAAGCUUCGCUACCUCUUCUGGACUGACGGUGGCCAAACACCAAAGAUUGAGCGGUCCCUGCUGGAUGGCACCAACCGCACUGUGUUGGCUUCAGAAAGUCUGGCGUCACCUCGUGGUCUUACUGUUGAUUACACCAAUGAUUUCCUCUACUGGACGGAUGAUGUUCUUGAUAUGAUCUCCCGAAUGGCCACAGACGGCACACAGAGGCAGAUUAUCCGCUACGGGAGCCGAUAUCCGUCGCCAACGGGAAUGGCUAUAUUUGGAAACUACAUGCUGUGGGUGGAUAAAAAACUUGGCAAAAUUUUCCAAGCCAGUAAAGACCCUGCCAACACUGACCAGCCAGAGGUAAUCCGAGACAAUCUUGAUGGCCUGAUGGAUGUCACUGUCUUUGACGCUCAUGUCCAGCCUACAUCUGCAAACCAGGUUGGUUUUAACCCAUGUCAAGAAGAUAACGGACGCUGCCAGCAGCUCUGUUUCGCCCUACCAGGCCAGGAGAAACCAAAAUGUGGUUGUGCACACGGGUCACUCCUUAAUAAUGGGGUAACAUGUGGGUACGGACUGGACGAGUUUCUGGUUUUCACCACUGACUACACGCUGAACAGCAUGAGGCUCGACCCUGCUGACCACAGCACGCCUUAUCCAACGGUGAACCUGGGCUACGGCGUGCUGGCUUUGGAUUAUGACUUCAAGGAGAAGCGAGUUUUCUUCACCCAGUAUAAGGGAAUUGGUCGGAGCAGAAUUGGCUACAUCAUCACGACAUCCAUCACCAGCCCGCCUGUCAUUAUCGCCGCAAACUUGGAUGACCCAGAGGGAUUGGCCUACGACUGGAUCAACAAGCGUCUCUACUUUACUGACUACUAUAGUCGCAAAGUCCAGUCCAUUGGGGUGGAUGGGAUGAACCGCUCAGUCGUCGCUCAUGCAAACCGCCCCAGAGGCAUCAUUGUUGACCCCUGCUAUGGUUACCUGUACUGGACUGACUGGGGCAGUCCAGCUAAGAUUGAGAGGGCCACACUGGGUGGAAACUUCCGCACCGCCAUCAUCAACAGCAGCCUGUUAAUUCCCAAUGGCCUGUCUCUGGAUUACGAUGAAAGAAUGCUCUACUGGGCGGAUGCCUCAUUAGAUAAGAUUGAGCGCUCCACCCUGACUGGUGAGAACCGACAAGUGAUCGUGCAGGGUGCCCAGUACCCGUUCGCCCUGACUGUCUUCAAACAGGACAUCUUCUGGACCGACUGGACUGAGAGGGGCGUCUUCAGGGCUGGAAAGGACGAUGGCUCUGGCUUCGCAGUGCUCGCCCAGGACCUGCAGUACCGACCAAACGACAUCCAUGUUUAUGCCGAGUCCAAGCAGGAGAGCUGCUCAAGCUCCUGUCAGCAGUUCAACGGAGGCUGUAGUCACGUCUGUGUUCCCGGUCCAGUAGGCCCAGAGUGCCAGUGUCCUCACCAGGGGAAGUGGUACCUCGCCAACAACGGUAAAGACUGUAUCCAAGACACAGGGAAACGCUGUCAGCCGGAUCAGUUCACCUGCCUCAACGGUAACUGCAUCACGGCGCGCUGGAAGUGUGAUGGCUACAACGACUGCCACGAUAACACGGAUGAGCUGGAGAGAGUGUGUGCCUUCCACACCUGCUCAGCCAUGGACUUCACCUGUGACAACGGACGCUGCUUGCCGCUCGGCUAUGUCUGCGACUACAUGGACGACUGUGGUGACAACAGUGAUGAGCGAGACUGCGCCUUCCCCACGUGUAACCCCGCCACUGAGUUCACCUGCUCGAACGGACGCUGCAUCAGUGCGGCGUUCGUCUGCGACGGCCACAACGACUGCAGAGGCAACGCCUCUGAUGAAAUCAACUGCCCUGACAGAACAUGUCCAACGGGCCAGGUCAAGUGUGACGGCACCAACAUCUGCAUCUACCCCGAAAACCUGUGUGACGGCUACAACAACUGCGGAGACAACAGCGACGAGAAUCCUCUGUUUUGCGCGGGUCGCACAUGCUCUCCAGACCAGUUCCGCUGCGAUGAAGGGAAAUGUAUCCCUGACUAUUGGGUGUGCGACUCCAUCCAAGACUGCAGUGAUGGGACAGAUGAACCUCCGACCUGUGAGGAUCAAAUCAAAACUUGCAGCCCGACUCAGUUCACAUGCACCAACGGAAACUGUAUCCCCCAGUCAUUGGUCUGCGACGGCAACAAUGACUGCGGGGACAACAGUGACGAGGCUCCUGAACUGCAGUGUGGUGAACGUACCUGCAGUUCCAACCAGUUCACCUGUCCGACCUGGUACCCCGGUCACCCGCGCUGCGUGCCGUUAAGCUCUGUCUGUGAUGGGGACAAAGACUGCGCCAAUGCAGCUGAUGAGCUCCAAAACUGCCCCAAUCGUUCCUGCCACAUGAAUGAAUUUACCUGUUCUAACGGGCGUUGCAUCUUUAUCGCCUACCAGUGUGACCGUGUGAACGACUGCGGGGACGGCAGCGAUGAGUUGAGCUGUAAUUACGAGACGUGCGGCAGCAACCAGUUCACCUGCGGCAAUGGCGCCUGCAUCUUCGCCUCCUACAUCUGCGACGGGGAGAGCGACUGUUUGGAUGGCUCAGAUGAGGCGGACAGCUUGUGCGUCACGCCGCAGCCCACCUGUGCUCCCCAAGAGUACAUGUGCAAGUCGGGCGAGUGCAUCGACAUCAAUAAGGUGUGCAACGGGAUGAAGGACUGCCCGGACAACUCGGACGAAAAAGGCUGCGGAAUCAACGAGUGCCGCAGCCCAUCAGUUCACAAGUGUGCCCAGCUCUGCACCGACACCCUCACCGGUUACUACUGCUCCUGCAACGCCGGAUACAAACUCAUGCCAGAUGGCAAAGCCUGUGAGGACAUCAACGAGUGCCUGAGCACGCCCGCCGUCUGCAGCCAGAUCUGCGAGAACGCCGUCGGCUCGUACCACUGCAAAUGCGCCCCGGGGUACAUCCGUGAGGCGGACGGACGCACCUGUCGUCAGAACAGCGGCAUUGCCCCGUAUCUGUUGUACAGUAAUCGAUACUACAUCCGCAAAUUGACCACAGACGGGUCACAGUUGAGUAUAGUCUUGCAGGGGCUGUCCAACGUGGUGGCGUUGGAGUUUGACCACUCCGAGAAGAUGCUUUACUGGCUGGACGCAGGAGCGGGAAAGAUUGAGAGGAUGCGUUUUGAUGGGACCGACAGGGAGACGCUUGCAGAUGACGAUGUGAGAGGAGCUGAAGGCCUGGCGCUAGACUGGGUGGGCAGGAAGUUGUACUGGUCGGACUCUGACUACGGCUCGGUUCAUGUGAUGGAGCUCGACGGGCGCAACCAGAAGAAGUUGCUGUCAGGAGACAUCAAAGAUGGAAAUGCCACUUAUAUCAUCAGCCGACCUCGUGCUGUGGCUGUUAACCCGAAAUACGGAUGGCUGUACUGGACCGACUGGGGCGACACAGCAUAUAUCGGCAGAGCUGGCAUGGACGGAAGCAACGUCAGUGCCAUCAUCACAACCAAGCUGGAGUGGCCUAAUGCUCUGACUAUAGACUACACCAACAACAAGAUCUUCUUUGCUGACUCCCACCUUAACUUCCUGGACUUUGCCGACAUGGACGGCCAGAACCGGCACCGGGCGAUCGCUGGAACACUUCCUCACGUGUUUGCUGUUUCCCUGUUUGAGGACUGGGUUUACUGGACAGACUGGAACACACACACAGUGGAGAAGGCGCACAAGUUCACUGGUGAACAGCGCGCAGUCAUGGGCAACAACACACAUCGGCCCUAUGACAUUCACGUCUACCACCCCUACAGGCAGCCUCGCAGUGAAAACCCCUGCAACUCCCAUCACCUGACCUGCAGCCAUCUGUGUCUGAUUGGUCCCGGUGGGCAGCGAGCUACCUGUGAGUGUCCAGAUCACUUCAUAGGACUCUCUGUAGGCUUCAAGAUCCAGUGUGUUGCCGACUGCUCCAGCACCCAGUUCCGCUGUGGAGACAAUGAGAGGUGUGUUCCUAUAUGGUGGAAGUGCGACGGCGAGUCAGAUUGCGGCGAUGGCUCAGAUGAACCUCAGACCUGCCCUCCACGUUAUUGCCCCAUUGGCCGGUUCCAGUGUCAGGACGGCAACUGCACCUACCCCAGCUUCAUCUGCGAUGGGGAACCAGACUGCCCUGACAGUUCAGACGAGGACGCAGCUCUCUGCAGUGACCACCGAUGCGAGGAAAACCAGUUCCAGUGUAAAAACAAGAAGUGUAUCCCCGUGUCCUGGCAAUGCGAUGGAAUAAGCGAUUGCUUAGACGACAGUGACGAGGACGCAGAGACUUGUUCCCAGAGGACCUGCGGACCGGGACAGUUCCAAUGUACCAACGGGCGCUGCGUGCCUUCGAGCGUCGUGUGUGACGUUGAGAACGACUGUGGGGAUGGAUCCGAUGAGCCGCUUGAAACCUGCAUGGGUCCGGACUACAAAUGUGACGAGGACACAGAGUUCUCCUGCCAGACAAACUACCGCUGCGUUCCUCAGUGGGCCCGCUGUGACGGCACCAACGACUGCAUCGACAACAGUGACGAGCAAGGCUGUGAGGACGUGACCUGUGAUCCCCUGGGAGAUUUUCGAUGUGACAACCACCGCUGUGUCCCCAUCCGAUGGCAGUGCGAUGGCAACAACGACUGCGGUGACGGCUCAGAUGAGAGAAACUGCCAGCCAAGGCCUUGCUCUGAAAGUGAGUUUCGAUGCGACAGCGGCAUGUGCAUCCCUGGAAACUGGGUGUGUGACCAUGACAACGACUGCGGGGACAACUCAGACGAGCGGGACUGCGAGUUGCUGACGUGUCGUCCAGGUUCCUUCCAGUGUGAGUCAGGUCACUGUAUCCCCGCUGCUCUGCAGUGUGAUGGUCGGGCUGAUUGUGAGGACCUGUCAGAUGAGACCAGCUGUCCUACUCGUUACCCAGGAGGACGCUGGUGCCCUGUGAACCAGUUCCAAUGUGCGAACCAUCUUUGUGUGAACCAGUACUGGGUGUGUGAUGGCACCGAUGACUGUGGGGACCGCUCUGAUGAACAGCUCAGUUUAUGCCUGAACAUCACCUGUGAGAUGCCGUCCAGGUUCCGCUGUGCGAACGGCUACUGCAUCUACUCCGGCCUGAUGUGCAACAAGAAGGACGACUGUGGAGACGGCAGUGACGAGAACGAGGAACUCUGCCGUGAGCCCACGCUGCCCCCGUGCACACUGGAUCAAUUCAAAUGCACCAACGGACACUGCGUGGCCCUGCCGUACGUGUGCGAUCACAAUGACAACUGCGGGGACCUCACGGAUGAAUUAGGCUGCAAUUUUGGCCAAGAUCGUCACUGUAAGGAAAAUCUGUGCCAGCAUGUGUGCACCAACCUGAACGGCACCGGCUUCAUCUGCUCCUGCAGACCUGGAUACAAAGUGAAUCCAGUCAGCACGCAUACCUGCCUGGACAUCGAUGAGUGUGAGGAGUACGGCACCUGUCCUCAGAUCUGUAAGAACACCAAGGGCAGCUACCACUGCGAGUGUGCCCCGGGAUACCGUAAAGUGGGCAACGGCGCCAUGUGCGAGGCCGAGGGGUCGGCUCCCCUGCUGCUUCUGCCGGAGAACAUUCGUAUCCGGAGGUUCAACCUGCAGACGGAGGCCUACCACGACUUCCUGGAGGAACAGGAACACAUAAUGGCUCUGGACUACGACUGGGACCACAACAACACCGGGUUCAGUAUGGUGUACUUCACUGUAGCCAGUCAGGACUCUGUGCCGGGUGCUAUCAAGAGAGCUUACAUACCUUCAGUGGACGACGGCAGUAACAACAUCGGUGCUGCUGUCGACCUCGGCAUCAAAUACAUCACCAGACCGGACGGCAUCGCUGUGGACUGGGUGGGCAGGAACCUUUACUGGGCAGACUCCAGGGUGAAGAGGUUAGAAGUGGCCAUGUUGGACGGACGCUACAGGAAGCACCUAGUCAAGACUGAGCUGGGCUACCCGUCUGCUGUGGCCGUCAACCCACGACUGGGGAUGUUGUACUGGGCAGACCGCGGGGAUGAAGCCAAGAUCGAGUGUUCUUGGAUGGACGGACAGGAGAGAAAAGUCCUAGUGGCCGAUGGCCUUGGUUGGCCCACCGGCCUGUCCAUCGACUUCACCAACGAUGACAGAAUCUACUGGUCCGACUCAAAGGAAAGCCGCAUAGAGUCUGUCCUGCCUUCAGGAGACGGCCGCAGAACCGCCGUCUUUAUAGAUGUGAGAAACCCCUUCAGUGUGAACGUCUUCGAGGACCACGUUUACUGGAGCACUCAGGAGAAAGGCGAAGUGUUCCGACAGGACAAGUUUGGCGGCGGAGCCAAGACGUUACUGCUGACUGCCGGGCCCUGGCUGACCCAGGUCUCUGUGUAUCAGCAGCAGAGAUACAACAGCGUAGCCAUUAAGAAUCCAUGUAAAGGAACCUGCAGCCACCUGUGUCUGCUCCGACCGGGCGGAUACACCUGCGGCUGCCCAGAGGGCACCAACUUCGUGCCCGGCAGUAACACUGAGUGUGACGCCGGGUUUGAUCCACCGCCCACCAUGCCCCCUCCGUGUCAGUGUCUAAAUGGAGGCACCUGCUACUUUGAUGACAACAGGGCGCUCUGCAAAUGUCCUCCAGAGUGGGAGGGAGACUACUGCCAGACAAACGUUUUCAACGUGAUCGCAUCGUCUAUUGGAAUAGCGAUCGGGGUAACGAUAGUGAUCGUGGCUCUGCUGGGCGCUCUGGUCUAUGCUGCCAGGAAGAAGUCCAAUCUGCUGGAGACUCUACGAAACAGUUUGCCCAGCAUGCCCAGCAUGCCCAGCAUGCCCAGUAUGCCCAGUAUGCCCAGUAUGCCAUCCAUGCCCUCGAUGCCGAACUUCAGAAACUCCCCAAGCGCAGUGAAAACAGAGGGAAGUGAAACGAAUUCUGAAGAGGUUCCCUGCAUGUCUGUGGCCAUGGUGGAUACGGAUGGGAAGAAUUUCGAGAACCCGGCAUACGAAGCUGGAGAACAUCCUGCUGCCACGAGCGUGACCACAGCCACCACAGCUCCUGUUUGUCCUGGAACAAACAAGGAGUACAUCGAUAAUCCUUUGUAUGUGGAACAAGUUGAAGUUGUGGACGAGGCGACAAAAAGUGCAAACCAACCUGCUGCUGACAACAGCAAGGAGGUGUUUGAAAAUCCAGCGUACGUCUCAGACUCAGAAGAUGUCGACAUCGCUUCUGCACGACCAGCUGCUUCGAGCGCACAGACUGACGAUGACGGAUUUCUGACUUUCAAAAACCCGACAUACGCGGAGGACACGCCAGGAGCAUCUGCUGCAGAUUCUGAGAUUUAACGAGAUCAGGACUGAAACUUCAGGAUGUAAAUCCACUGAAGGAACCGCACAGAACUAAUCAACCAAGACAGUUUGUAAAGAAGUAGAAAGAAAUAUGUUUUGUGUCAUCUAUUAACUUACAUUUUAAUACAGCCCUUGUGUAUAAAAAAAUCUUUUACAGGCAUGAUUUAAUCCAACAAAUAUGAGACUCAGUAAUCAAAGUGAAUAAAUGCUUGUAAAUGUUUGUUUUAUGUGUGAAAGUUAAACAUUAAAACUGCUUUUAUC
Molecule: messenger RNA, 14150 nt
Organism: Larimichthys crocea (large yellow croaker)
Lineage: Eukaryota; Metazoa; Chordata; Actinopteri; Sciaenidae
Gene: lrp2b
Product: low density lipoprotein receptor-related protein 2b
Exons: 81
Coding region: 3-13886 (4627 amino acids)
Biological process (GO): receptor-mediated endocytosis
Cellular component (GO): signaling receptor complex; apical plasma membrane; plasma membrane
Molecular function (GO): hormone binding; protein binding; calcium ion binding
Source: RefSeq, a predicted model, not a curated record